Molecule: messenger RNA, 960 nt
Organism: Elephantulus edwardii (Cape elephant shrew)
Lineage: Eukaryota; Metazoa; Chordata; Mammalia; Macroscelidea; Macroscelididae
Gene: VSTM2B
Product: V-set and transmembrane domain containing 2B
Exons: 5
Coding region: 1-960 (319 amino acids)
Source: RefSeq, a predicted model, not a curated record
AUGGAACAGCGGAACCGGCUCGGCGCCCUCGGAUACCUACCGCCGCUGCUGCUGCACGCCCUGCUGUUCUUCGUGGCCGACGCUACAUUCACUGAAGUCCCCAAAGAUGUGACAGUGCGGGAAGGAGACGACAUCGAAAUGCCCUGCGCGUUCCGGGCCAGCGGAGCCACCUCAUAUUCGCUGGAGAUUCAGUGGUGGUACCUCAAAGAGCCUCCCCGGGAGCUGCUGCACGAGCUGGCUCUCAGUGUGCCAGGCGCCCGGAGCAAGGUAACAAAUAAGGAUGCAACUAAAAUCAGCACCGUGCGCGUCCAGGGCAAUGACAUCUCCCACAGGCUGCGGCUGUCUGCCGUGCGGCGGCAGGACGAGGGUGUGUACGAGUGUCGCGUGUCGGACUACAGCGACGACGACACGCAAGAGCACAAGGCCCAGGCACUGCUGCGCGUGCUCUCGCGCUUCGCGCCGCCCAACAUGCAGGCUGCCGAGGCCGUGUCCCACAUCCAGAGCAGCGGCCCUCGCCGCCACGGCCCUGCUGCCAGCGCCGCCAACGCCGCGGGCACCACGGGCGCUGGGGGCCGCGCCGCCACCUCGGAACCCGGGCGCGGCGACAAGAGUCCGCCGCCCGCCGGGGUCCCGCCCGGUGUCCCGGGCCCCGGAGUCCCCGAAGCCGCCGCCGCCUCGGCGGCCCACACUGCCACCACCACCGUUGCGGCCGCUGCCGCCGCCUCCUCGGCGUCACCACCACCGGGCCAGGCGGUCCUUCUGCGCCAGCGGCACCGCUCGGGUAAGGGCGGGCGCCGGGAGCGAGGCGCGCACGCGCGAGGCGGGCGGGGUCUGCGGCAGCGCCCCGGGCGGGCUCUCGGCUCUGCCGAGCGCACGGGUCCUCGCGACGCCACAGACCCGCUGCUGUACCUGCUCCUGUUAGCUGUGCAUAAGCUGCUGCGCGUGCUCGUGGGGCACUGA